Molecule: messenger RNA, 2001 nt
Organism: Aspergillus clavatus NRRL 1
Lineage: Eukaryota; Fungi; Ascomycota; Eurotiomycetes; Eurotiales; Aspergillaceae
Product: glycoside hydrolase family 127 protein
Exons: 6
Coding region: 1-2001 (666 amino acids)
Biological process (GO): carbohydrate metabolic process
Source: RefSeq, a predicted model, not a curated record
AUGGAGUACCCCCAAGAGAGUUUCAAGGCCACGACGUUCGCUUCUGGUUCCUUUUGGGCGAAUCGCCGACAUGUUGUCCAGUCCCAGACACUGCGGCAUCAGCUGCAGAUGCUGAAGAAGACUGGACGAUAUGAUGCCUUCAAGUUAAAGUGGCAUCCAAGCUACUCGGACCCGUGCACAGUCUGGCCGGUCCCCAAUCACCAAUUCUGGGAUUCGGACGUGGCUAAAUGGAUAGAGGGGGCUUGUUACUUCUUGACGGAGUUUCCAGGCGAAGAAAUUGACAUGGCUGUGAGGGAGCUCGUGGGAAUGAUACAGAGCGCUCAGCAGCCGGAUGGGUAUCUGAAUAUCCACUACACGGUUGUGGAGCUGGGAAAGAGGUUCACCAAUUUGCGAGACAUGCACGAACUAUACAACGCAGGACAUCUCAUCGAAGCCGCAAUCGCUCAUCGUCUCCAUUACAAGAACGAUGAGUUGCUGCUUCCGAUAGUGAGGUAUGUCGCGCUUCUUGCGGCUACGUUUGGAAACCAGGAGGGGCAGAAACCUGGAUACCCAGGUCAUCCCGAGAUUGAAUUAGCACUCCUUCGGCUGUACAGAGUGACGCAGGAUCCAGAGCACUUCCGACUUGCUCGCUUCUUUCUUGAGGAGCGAGGGAAUCCUGCUAGCGGGAAAGAAAGGCGGCAUUAUUAUGACAUUGAGGCCGAAGCGCGAGGCGAGCGUGAGCACGAGGUACCUGCAGCAUACCCUGCAGCGAGGAGCUACUGGUAUCAACAAGCUCAUAUGCCUAUCACCCAGCAGAAAAAGAUUGAGGGGCAUUCUGUUCGAGCCAUGUAUCUCUUGACUUCCGUUGCAGACUUGGUUCGCAUCUCUAAGGCGGAUAGUGAGGUUGGAGCCAAAUUUCUGCCCGCUUUGGAACGACUCUGGUCGAAUAUGGUUGAGCAGAAGUCAUACGUGACAGGAGGGAUUGGGGCCAUCAAGCAGUGGGAAGGAUUUGGAGUGGACUAUUUCUUACCCCAUGGAACGGACGAGGGUGGCUGCUAUGCAGAGACUUGUGCGGCGAUAGGGGUCAUGAUGUUGGCUGAACGACUGUUGCAGAUCAAACUUGAUGGCCAGUACGCCGACAUCAUGGAGCUCUGCCUCUAUAAUGCAGUCUUGACGGGAAUGAGCUUGGACGGUAAGGCUUUCACCUAUGUGAAUCAACUAGCUUCGUCAGAGGCCGAUCUAUCCCGGCGCUAUGAAUGGUUUGAGUGUGCAUGCUGUCCGCCAAAUGUCACUCGAACGCUCGGCUAUCUUGGCGGUUAUGUGUGGAGCUAUGAGGUCGAUGACAAGGCUCGGAAGGGCACUAUUAACGUUCAUCUUUACACUUCCGCUUCAUUACGCUUCCAAAUCGCAAGCUCUACAAUCGAGGUUGCCCAGCAAACAGAAUGGCCUUGGAAGGGAGACGUCUCUUUCUCCGUGACGGUUGACGGCCCGCCGGUAAACCUCGAACUGCGGUUAAGAAUUCCCGGGUGGGCAAUAGCCUGGGAGAUCAAUCCGCGGCCACCACAAUUGAAUAUUCGUGAUGGAUAUCUAUACCUGGACUCAGACUGGACCCAACAGCAUCCGGAUUUUCGAUUCAGCUGUCCCAUGCGCCCAAAAGUGCUCCGCCCCAAUCCACUGACGAUGCAGCCUGUCGCCUACGUCACGCGCGGGCCUAUAGUGUAUUGUGUUGAGGAUGUCGAUAAUGACUGGGAAGAUGACCACUUCAAGAGGACAAUCUUUGACCAGGAUGCGCCCUUACUUGAGGAGGUGCGGUCCACUCCUGACCAGUACGUGGCUAUCAUUGCUCAGAAGGGCGUCCGAGAAAUAUUGGAUAUAUCUCCUUGGCGACGACAGAUAGUAGCCGAAAGAGGAAGUGCAAUUCCAAUUACAGACGAGCUAAAAGAUUUGUGUUUUAUACCUUACUAUCUACGAGCCAACAGAGGUGGAAAGGGGCAGAUGCGAGUAGGGCUGCGAGUUGCAUAA